Molecule: messenger RNA, 3787 nt
Organism: Columba livia (rock pigeon)
Lineage: Eukaryota; Metazoa; Chordata; Aves; Columbiformes; Columbidae
Gene: SMAD1
Product: SMAD family member 1
Exons: 12
Coding region: 1131-2528 (465 amino acids)
Biological process (GO): cell differentiation; BMP signaling pathway; transforming growth factor beta receptor signaling pathway
Cellular component (GO): heteromeric SMAD protein complex
Molecular function (GO): DNA-binding transcription factor activity, RNA polymerase II-specific; RNA polymerase II cis-regulatory region sequence-specific DNA binding; I-SMAD binding
Source: RefSeq, a predicted model, not a curated record
CCGCAGUUGGUUUGUCCCGCCGGCCACACCUGUGUGGGUUGCUGCGGCUCGUACCAUUUGCCGUACAGGGGAGGAAAGAGGCGGCCGACGAGAAUGCCGAAGUGCCGGAGGAAGGAGAGGCGGUUCGCGCGGGACUGUUCUAGGCUCCGUCCCUGAGCGGCUUUAGGGAGCCGGAUGGUGCCGAGGCGAGCGGCAGCCGCCUCAUGUCCCCACCCAGAGGGGGCACGCAGUGGUUUCUGAAGCUACAGAACAGCACACGCGUGAGCUGGUAGUGGCUUCGUGUGCCUGUGUUGGUGCUGGCGCACAGGUACAGUAACACAGCUGGACAGUGAAACACGUGGAGAAAACUGACCUGACUGACAGGCGAAGAAAAAAGACACAGGAUUUGAACCAAGGAGCUGAAAAUCAACAUAAGGCUGAAACCACAUUAGAACAGCAUUUGGGGAAAUGAGCUGAGACUGUAUCUCAUCUGAACACUGACCAAGCUUGACCUAUUUUGUUCAAGAUUUGAUGAGCUCACCAGUGCAAGCCUGUCUAACUGCAGACCAUAAAUUGUUGUACUGCUCCAUCUGGUCACUCUCUGACAACUCUAUGUUUUGCUUUACUGGGGUGAUAUAAGUCCAGGAGUCCCAUCUUGGAGAAACCUGGUAUACACAAAGGUGAAGCAAAGUUACUGAGUUUGGAGUGAAACUGUCUCCAGAAGGCACUGUCUAUCCCUGGAACCUCUUGACUAAGCCAGAUGAAGCUUGGCUGAGCAUGAAUCAUGCACUGAAUAGAUAUUCGAGGAACAAGAAUACAGUGGAUGGAGAUUGCCACCCCCCCCCAGUCCUGCCAAGUCAGCCUGCAGAAUGGAACAGAGCGGACCUAAGACACACAUAAGGCCUUUUCCAUGUAUUUCUCCAGGUUCUCAGCCAGAAGGGUUUGGAAUAAUGCGAAGGUCCUGUCUAUCGAAGGGACAUGUCAGCGCUGCCUUCCUGGGACUGGAGGACUGAAAAGGAGAAAGGACCAGAAUUAUUUGAGACAGGCCGCUUUUGAUUACUGACACAAUCUGCUGUACCCUGGUGGUGGUGGAUGCACAGGACAGUCUCUGCUGCUUGAUUCUGUGGUAUCACCGCAGUGUCAGGGUCACCAUGAAUGUGACAAGUUUAUUCUCCUUCACCAGCCCAGCAGUGAAGAGGCUGUUGGGAUGGAAGCAGGGGGAUGAAGAAGAGAAAUGGGCAGAGAAAGCUGUUGAUGCUUUGGUGAAAAAACUGAAGAAGAAAAAAGGUGCUAUGGAGGAGCUAGAAAAAGCGUUGAGCUGUCCUGGUCAGCCCAGCAACUGUGUCACGAUCCCUCGUUCCUUGGACGGCAGGCUCCAGGUGUCACACCGGAAAGGGCUACCACACGUAAUUUACUGCAGAGUGUGGCGCUGGCCAGACUUGCAGAGCCAUCACGAACUGAAACCGCUGGAAUGCUGCGAGUUUCCCUUUGGUUCCAAACAGAAGGAGGUUUGCAUCAAUCCCUACCACUACAAGCGGGUAGAGAGUCCUGUCCUUCCUCCGGUGCUGGUCCCCAGGCACAGCGAGUACAACCCUCAGCACAGCCUCUUGGCCCAGUUCCGCAACCUGGGACAGAACGAGCCCCACAUGCCGCACAACGCGACUUUCCCGGACUCUUUUCAGCAACCCAAUAGUCACCCGUUCCCCCACUCCCCCAAGAGCAGCUACCCAAACUCGCCUGGAAGCAGCAGCAGCACCUACCCGCAUUCUCCCGCCAGCUCAGACCCAGGAAGUCCUUUCCAGAUGCCAGCUGAUACACCCCCUCCUGCAUACCUGCCUCCAGAAGAUCCGAUGACACAUGAUACCUCCCAGCCGAUGGAUACCAACAUGAUGGCACCCGCCAUUCCCCCUGACAUACACAGAGGAGAUGUUCAGGCAGUUGCUUACGAAGAGCCAAAGCACUGGUGCUCCAUUGUCUACUAUGAGCUGAACAACCGUGUCGGGGAGGCGUUCCACGCUUCUUCCACCAGCAUCCUGGUGGAUGGCUUCACAGAUCCUUCAAACAACAAGAACAGGUUUUGCCUAGGGCUACUCUCAAACGUGAACCGGAACUCCACCAUUGAGAACACCAGGCGGCAUAUUGGCAAAGGUGUUCAUCUCUAUUACGUUGGUGGGGAAGUGUAUGCGGAAUGUCUUAGCGACAGCAGUAUUUUUGUGCAAAGUCGGAACUGCAACUACCAUCAUGGGUUCCAUCCCACCACAGUCUGCAAAAUCCCCAGUGGCUGCAGUUUGAAGAUUUUCAAUAAUCAAGAGUUUGCUCAGCUUUUGGCUCAGUCAGUGAACCAUGGAUUUGAGACAGUGUAUGAGCUUACUAAGAUGUGUACUCUCCGAAUGAGUUUUGUAAAGGGAUGGGGAGCUGAAUAUCAUCGCCAAGAUGUAACGAGCACUCCAUGCUGGAUAGAGAUACAUCUUCAUGGUCCCCUUCAGUGGCUGGAUAAAGUACUUACUCAGAUGGGCUCUCCUCAUAAUCCUAUUUCUUCAGUGUCUUAAAAGGUCCCAAGCUCCUGCAUUUUGGAAACAAUUGAGCCUUGCAUGUACUUGAAGGACGUAUGAGUCAGACACACACUUUUAUUUUCCCCCUUGAACUGGCAACAGCUGAAUAAGAGCCAUGAAAAUACUUGACUUCUGUGACCAACUGUUGGAUUCAGAAAAAAACAAACGAAACCGCAAAACCCCUUUGACAUACUGUUGAUAUCAAGAAUUUUAGUUUACAUUGUAAUGUACUGUUGCGAAGUUGAUUUGCAGGGCCUGGUGCAACGAGGACAACCGAGCCAAAACCACAACCUGUCAGCCCGACUUCCCGAAGGCUCUUCGUGCCGCUGGCAGGGAGCUCGUUCAGCACUCACUGUUUUCCCCCGUGUCCUGUGCGGCUAAGAGCCGAUGUUGGUGAAGCCUGCUUUCUUCUCAGGCUCUCUUCAGUACGUUUUAAAACCGUUUGUCUGCGUUGAUGGUUGCUGUUCUCUUUAAAAGAAAAAAGAAAACAGUCAUAUGGUUUAAUCUCAAUAACUGUGUAAUAAUCUUUGAAAUCGUGUCCUGACCAUACUGCUGUAAGAAUGUUAGGUAUGUUUUUUGCUAAAUGUAUGUACGGUGUAUUUGAAAGUUUAGAAAUUAGAUUUAGACCAUAAAUGAACUAGGAAUAUUUGAAUGGGGGGAGGUGGGAGUGGGAAGGGAAAAUGACAACUGAAAUGUAGAAUAUAUUGUAAACAUAGCUUGUUAGUUUAAACUGAGGUCUGAGUUUUGCUGUGCAUUUCAUUUUUAUAGUGGCUUCAUCUUGUUAAUUCUGACUAGUUUUGCCUCUUCCUUUUCCCCAAAAACAAUUGUGCAGCUGGUUAAUUCUUUUACCUGUGAAGAGGACAAAAUGAUUAAGUGCUGCAGUUUGAAGGCUGCAGCUCUAUGUAUUUCAAGACAAAAUUGUACAGAGUGCUCUUUAAUGAUUGAACAGUUUUAUACAGUUUAUGUAACAGAAGUAGGCUUUUAAUUUUGUAAGAGAAUCUUGUUUUGCCAAACUAGUAACAGUUGUUUUGAGGACUUCAAAAUCCCUGUGUGGGUCUAUUUCAAACUUUUAGAAAAAAAAUAUAUAUUUUUAUUAUUAUUUUUUUUUUUUUUUUUACUGCUUGGUUUAUUUUCCUCUCUUUGAUCUUUUAUAUUCACGUAAGCUGUAGUACUUUAAGUACCUUUAUUCCAAAACUAGUGGGUCCUCUUUACUGAUUUGAAUAAAACAUGUUGUUACUGCUUACAUUUGAUUAAAA